Culex quinquefasciatus (southern house mosquito) is the source of this 822-nucleotide messenger RNA. It is a transcript of the gene ATPsyndelta, whose product is annotated as ATP synthase subunit delta, mitochondrial. The record is from RefSeq and is a predicted model, not a curated record. Gene Ontology annotation, molecular function: proton-transporting ATP synthase activity, rotational mechanism. Bases 138 to 623 code for a protein of 161 amino acids. Gene Ontology annotation, biological process: proton motive force-driven ATP synthesis. The transcript has 4 exons. NCBI's taxonomy places the organism in Eukaryota, Metazoa, Arthropoda, Insecta, Diptera, Culicidae.
UGCGGUGCCGCUGCAACAACAACACUCGCCUCCUUCGUGACAGCACUUUUUGACAGCUCGCGGCAGACAUUAUCCGUGGUGUGUGCACAUUCUCCAGCUUUUGCGGCGUGAAAAACUAUUCAUAAAAGCAAACAAAAAUGUCCUUCGCACUGAGAAGCACCGCCCGCUUGGCCAGCUCGGUCCGACCGGCCCUGCGUGCCAUGCAGUCGCGCGGCUACGCCGACGAGAUGGCCUUCACGCUGGCCGCCGCCAACAAGGUCUUCUACGAUUCCGCCAACAUCCGGCAGGUGGACGUUCCGUCGUUCAGCGGUGCCUUCGGUAUUCUGCCCAAGCACGUCCCCACCCUCGCUGUCCUGAAGCCGGGUGUUGUGACCGUGUACGAGCAGGACGGUGCCGUCAAGAAGGUGUUUGUUUCCAGCGGCACCAUCACCGUGAACGAGGACUCUUCCGUGCAGGUGUUGGCCGAGGAAGCCCACCCGGUUGAGGAUCUGGAUGCCGGUGCGUGCCGCGAGCUCCUGUCCGGCGCCCAGAACAAACUGUCGUCGGCGUCCACUGAUGUGGAACGUGCCGAGGCUGGAAUCGCCGUUGAAGUGGCCGAGGCUCUCGUCAAGGCUGCUGAAUAAGGUGCGAGCAGAACACCAUCCUGCCGGAGAAUCCGUUUCUGGCACCCGAUUGUCCUUACGUUUAGGUUCAAGUGCGAGAUCAGUGUUCAGUGAUCUUUCAUUUCAUAGAGAGUACAGAAAGUCGAAAAAAUUCUUCAAAAGUCACGGCCGUUGAAGUGAAGUGACUAAUAAAUUCAAGCAGUGUACAAUUAAUCGGGAA